Melanaphis sacchari is the source of this 2276-nucleotide messenger RNA. It is a transcript of the gene orb2, whose product is annotated as cytoplasmic polyadenylation element-binding protein 2. Gene Ontology annotation, biological process: negative regulation of cytoplasmic translation. The record is from RefSeq and is a predicted model, not a curated record. Gene Ontology annotation, cellular component: neuron projection; cytoplasm; nucleus. Lineage: Eukaryota; Metazoa; Arthropoda; Insecta; Hemiptera; Aphididae. Gene Ontology annotation, molecular function: mRNA 3'-UTR binding; translation factor activity, RNA binding; ribosome binding. The transcript has 10 exons. The coding region runs from base 189 to 2180 and encodes 663 amino acids.
UAUCCCAAUUAUAAAUAUAUUUAUAUAUAUAUAUAAAUAAUAUUCCGCAGCGGUCUUCUGUUGUCGGUUUUCGAAAUCUGUUAUACUAUUUAAUAUAAUAUAAUAUUCAGACGUGUGCGUUUCGAGCAGGAGAGGUUCGCGCGCGGCAUAUCAUAAUUCCGCACGGGACCGUUCGUGAUAUUCUAUAAAUGGGGGAGUACAAAUUUAGUGUAAAUUCUAGUUUAAGUUCUAUCGAGUACCAAUCGUCGGUGAACACGUCCGGAUUGCCAUCGUCGUCGUCGUCGUCACAGUCGUAUUUUGCAGACGACGGCCCACAGCAGUUGCAGGACGUCGCCGUCAAACAGCAGAUCUCACCGUCACCGGUCAACGGCGAUCACCAACAGCUGCCCUCCACCAAAGGCACUGUCAAAGAAGAUUCUGUGUUGGCAGUGUUAGGUGGUGGUGGUGGAGGUGAUAAAUCGUCGGGCGGCCCACAAAUGCAGUUACCAUCAUCUUAUAACAAUGAAGCUAGUCUUAAUGUGAUAAACUCGUCGACCAACUCGUCUACGUCUAGUCUAUGGUCAGCAUCUGUUGAUGAUACGUUAAUACAUGGGUUAAAUGCAUCUGCGGCUGCAAACAACGCUAAUUUCCCUAACACUUUGUACAAUACUGGCUUGGGACCUCAUCACCAGCAACAACAACAGCAACCACAGCAACAUCAUCAUAGACGUCAAGCAUCUGGCGCUACGCAUAAUUUCCCUCACAAUCUGUCUAGGCAACUGCAACAGUCAGCUCAUCCGCAGAACCUGUACAUGGCCAGUAAGGGAUAUUCUUGGUCACAGUCUCAUCAGAACUCGUGGCUUAACUCUAGUCAAAAUCAAAGUGGUAUAGCUGGUUCAUCAUGGAAUCGUGGUCGUUCUGUACCUAAUUUGAAUCCAAUGCAUGCUUUAGCUGGUCGUAAGCCAAAUACUAAUUACAAUCAUCAUCAACAUCAAUCUACUCCUACAAAUUCAUCAAAAUUUAGACGUAGUACUUCUUACCCGGGAAAAGGAUUAUUCAAUCAAAAUUCUACAACAUUUGAUAUUAACAACAUCGAUGAGACAGACACAAUGAGUUAUCAGGAACGAUGUGGAAACGGCACUGGACCUUUGGAUAACAUGCGCAAUCUUGAACACUAUUUAAACGAUAUUAUGCGUUCUGGUACGGAAAAUCCAGAACACGUGAAAGGUUUCAUUAAUUCGAACACUCUACACUCUCUAGCUCACCUACACGGUAAAUCGCCCUUCUUUCAAACACUCGAAGAUCAAACGGGAUUGUUGGAUGACCCUGGUUCGCAUUUGAUCGAUACAUCCGUGCAAGCUUUGACGUCGCCAUCUCGGUCGUCGCCCCACAGUCAAGGAUCGGAAAGCAGCGAAAGGUUUUCCAGAAAAGUGUUUGUAGGCGGCUUGCCACCUGACAUCGAUGAAGAUGAAAUCACGGCUAGUUUCCGCAGAUUCGGUCAACUGGUGGUCGACUGGCCUCACAAAGCUGAGAGCAAGUCUUAUUUUCCACCAAAAGGAUACGCUUUUCUUUUAUUUCAGGACGAGUCUUCGGUACAGCAAUUGAUCGACGCAUGCAUUCAGGAUGACGACAAAUUAUACUUAUGCGUGUCUUCACCGACCAUCAAAGACAAGCCAGUGCAAAUAAGGCCUUGGCGUUUGUCCGACGCUGAUUUUGUGUUGGACGCAUCCAUGCCGUUAGAUCCCCGAAAAACAGUGUUCGUCGGUGGUGUGCCUAGACCGUUGAAAGCCGUCGAAUUGGCUAUGAUCAUGGACAGAUUGUACGGCGGAGUGUGUUAUGCUGGUAUUGAUACCGACCCAGAGCUUAAGUAUCCGAAAGGAGCCGGCCGAGUAGCAUUUAGCAAUCAACAAAGCUAUAUUGCCGCUAUUAGCGCCCGCUUCGUACAGCUCCAGCAUGGAGAUAUCGACAAGAGAGUUGAAGUUAAACCGUACGUGCUUGAUGAUCAGAUGUGUGACGAAUGCCAAGGACAGAGAUGUGGUGGCAAGUUCGCACCAUUCUUUUGCGCCAACGUCACUUGUUUACAAUACUAUUGUGAACUAUGCUGGGCGACAAUCCACUCAAGACCGGGCCGCGAAUUUCACAAGCCGUUAGUUAAAGAAGGCGCAGAACGUCCAAGAACUGUGCCAUUCCGUUGGUCAUAACGUAAGAUUCCAAAGCGAGUAGUCACAUUUUAUUAAUCCACUUAUUUGUUUUGUUUUUUUAUUUUAUUUUAUUAUUCUUACGCAUGUUUAUACAAA